AUGAACAAAACACCGAAGCUGACAAUGAAGGAAAGAGACAGAGACAAAGACAAGAUCACGAAGGAUAAACACAAACACAAGAGAAAAGCACCACUUGAUUUUGUCGGCUUGAGUGCUUCACCUACUGCCCUGUGCCCUAUGACGCCCCCAAUACUCCAUCACGAGAACAGCCAACCAAAUUCGAACAACCUCCCACAGCGCCGGGAGAGACACAAUAAUCCUGUCGACCCGCCCCGUGCAGGAGCCAAUUCCAGCUUUCGGUCUUCCGCCUCGGAGCGCUCUCGAACAAGCGACACGGGAAGAUCUUAUUACGGCGAUGCAUUCAAGAUCAAGACACUGGAGCAAUGUCUAUCCUUGAAAGAACGAUAUCUAUCCAUGCCUCCUGCACAACAUGCAGACCAAGAACCUUUUUGGAGCCGAGUACUGGAAAUGCUGGAGCGAAUGCCACUCACCAAAGGCAAAUUUAAAGAGUGGAAAGAAGCACACCGAGCUGUUGAGAAUUGGUGCCAAGCUCGGCGUUCCUACCUCAAGGACAACAGAUUGCCCGCGGUAUCGCAAGCACAGCCUGAACUCGAAACCGCCAUAGACCAAUGGAACUUGGUCUUUGCGCGGCGGUUUUGCAAGAUACACAGUGGAUACUUUACAAACACCAUAAUACCUGAGUUUGUAGAAGACAAACUGAAGGAAACGGUCAGAAAUGAGGUGGACGGAUGGAUCACCAACAGUUUGAAGGAGCGUCGUGACGAACUACAGAGACUUUCUCAACCUACCUUUCUCCCGAGUCAUAGCUCCUUGAAGGACUGUGACAAUGCUAUCAAGGAGCUACAGACUCAGUUUAAGGCGGCUCAGAGAGAUGAAAGCCAAACUUGUGAGUCGGAAGUUGUCAUGUCGAUGGUCGUGAAGCUCCAGCCUGGGCUGCACACUGCCAUCUCGCAGUACUUGGAUGGUCCGACUGGAGUUGCAAGACGUAUGGAACCUGGGGGUAAUCAGCAUGAUAGCGAGUUUGCAGACUCGCGAGAGCGCAUUAGCUUCAAUAUUCCUUCAGAUGGGCCUUCUGUGCGAGGGUCAGCUCCUCCAGCAUUUGUAGCUCGCCAGACAAUUCCAACACCUCCAACACCUCCAACACCUUCAGCACCUGUGCCUUCUUCAGCACCCGCCCGCUCUAAUAACCCAACAGCUGGGGUCAAGAGCGAACUUUUUGAGAAGAGCGAGGGGAAUUCCUCAAAGAAGAGGAAAGAUUCAGAUCUUCCGAACCGGAACACUGCAAGCUCCAGUAACUUGAAGGAAUCUGAGAACGACAACAUCCCGAAAACUAUGUUGCACGACCAGGCGAAGAGGCCGCGGUUGGAUAACCGUCCUUGCGAUGUGCCUACCGUGGCCGACCUCGGACUCGAAGGCAAGAGCUAUGGAAACAAUGUGACCGAAUGGCGAGGACUUCAGAGGGUUACACCCCCUUGGAGGCGAAACGCCCCCACUGGAUACCGCAGUGAUGGCCGUCGCAGCCCAGAAAGAUCUCACCCGCCUCGAUACGACCAAUAUCGUGAGAACCGACCACAAGAUCACUAUAGGGAGAGCUGA
This is a messenger RNA of Fusarium graminearum PH-1, 1578 nucleotides long. RefSeq lists its product as uncharacterized. The coding region runs from base 1 to 1578 and encodes 525 amino acids. The transcript has 2 exons. Lineage: Eukaryota; Fungi; Ascomycota; Sordariomycetes; Hypocreales; Nectriaceae. The record is from RefSeq and is a predicted model, not a curated record.